Messenger RNA from Drosophila melanogaster (fruit fly), 897 nucleotides. RefSeq lists its product as uncharacterized. NCBI's taxonomy places the organism in Eukaryota, Metazoa, Arthropoda, Insecta, Diptera, Drosophilidae. The transcript is spliced from 2 exons. Bases 92 to 568 code for a protein of 158 amino acids. The record is from RefSeq and is marked reviewed.
ACCGGCCGAGCAACAAUACGGCACAGGGAGAUCGAACCUGAUUGGAUCGGAGCGAAUCGAAUCGACCUAGGUAUAAGUCAACCGGAGCGGAAUGGGCCGUAACAACGUCAUCUGCACGAUCUGCUCGGAGCGGUUUCGCACCUCGGACAAUAUACAAGCCGGCAGCUGCGGACACGCGUUCCACGAGGACUGCCUAGACCACUGGAGAAAGCAAUCAAGGACUUGCCCUAUCUGCCGCAGCCAGGAUGCCGCCUACUUUCAGCUUUAUCUGGACUUUGAGGAGUUUCCGGAAAGUGCAUCGGCUCAGGGUGGCAGUUGGGGCGGCCAUAAUCGGAGCCAAGGUCACAGCAGCAGCAGCAGCAGCUGCAGCAGCAACAACAACAACAGUAACGACAACAGCAGCAGUGACGAUUAUAUUGGAAUUAUGAGGGAGUACGAGAAUCUACUUUACGAGACGGGCGUGUACCGAGAAGAGAUCGAAUAUCUUAACCAGCGGAUCGGAGCCCUUACUGUCCUCAAUGCUGAACUCAGCAAACUACAUGAAUGUUCGGAUUCGGAUGUUGAUUAAAAGCCGUAAACAAACAAACGAGUCGCAUUUGCUUAUCGUACUAUUCGCCUGAAAACCAAUCAAAACCGAAUAUUUGCGAAACCGACAGGCAAAACGUAAUAAGGCUGAGCUAAACAAAAGAACUCGAUACAUUUCAUUAUAAAGGAAGCGGUAGGUACAGGGUUAGCAACUAAAGGGUUUGACAAGAUAAUAGACCCAAAUAGAAAUAAAUUGUUUAGGGCUGAGGCCCCAAAUUGCGAUAUCAGAAAAUUAAACUGAUAGAAAAUAUCACAUAUUAGUGUAUUUUUUGUAUACCAAUAAUCAAAUAAAUAUUAAGAAUAUAUGUCCUG